AUGGAAGCCGCGGCGGCCAUCCGCAACACGGCGUCCUUCGCCUCGCCGGCGCUGCGGAUCCGCGCGGCGAGAUCCGCCUCCGUGGCCGCGCGCGCCGGCAGCUCCAGCCGCGGGGACUGGCAGACCGCCUGCGCCAUCCUCUCCAGCACCAACGACAACCAGGCGCCGGCGCCGGCGCCCAAGGUGAACGGCCAGACCACCAAGCUGGCGCCGCCGGACGCCACCACGCCCGCCUCCCUGGAUCUGGCCCCGGCCACCACCAACCUCAAGCGCCCGCUCAGCAUCAGCGACCUGUCCCCCGCCCCGCUCCACGGCGCGCAGCUCCGCGUCGCCUACCAGGGCGUCCCGGGCGCCUACAGCGAGGCGGCCGCCGGCAAGGCCUACCCGAACUGCGACGCCAUCCCGUGCGACCAGUUCGAGGUGGCCUUCCAGGCCGUGGAGCUCUGGAUCGCCGACCGCGCCGUGCUCCCCGUCGAGAACUCCCUGGGCGGGAGCAUCCACCGCAACUACGACCUGCUCCUCCGCCACCGCCUCCACAUCGUCGGCGAGGUGCAGCUGCCCGUCCACCACUGCCUCCUCGCCCUUCCCGGCGUCCGGCGCGAGCUCCUCGCCCGCGUCAUCUCGCACCCCCAGGCCCUCGCGCAGUGCGAGCACACGCUCACCCGGAUGGGCCUCAACGUGGCGCGCGAGGCGCACGACGACACGGCCGGCGCCGCGCAGCACGUGGCCGCGCAGGGCCUCCGCGACACGGCCGCCAUCGCCUCCGCCCGCGCCGCCGAGCUCUACGGCCUCGCCGUCCUCGCCGACGGCAUCCAGGACGACGCCAGCAACGUGACCCGGUUCGUGGCGCUGGCGCGGGAGCCCAUCGUCCCGCGCACGGACCGCCCCUUCAAGACCAGCAUCGUGCUGGCGCACGACCGGGAGGGCACCUCGCUGCUCUUCAAGGUGCUCUCGGCGUUCGCCUUCCGGGACAUCAGCCUCACCAAGAUCGAGUCCCGCCCGCACCGCCACCGCCCCAUCCGGCUCGUCGACGACGCCAACGUCGGCACCGCCAAGCACUUCGAGUACAUGUUCUACAUCGACUUCCAGGCCUCCAUGGCGGACGUCAGGGCGCAGAACGCGCUCGCAGAGAUCCAGGAGUUCACAUCCUUCCUCAGGGUGCUCGGGAGCUACCCCAUGGACAUGACGCCCUGGGACAGCACGGCGCCGGCGUCGGCGUCCUCCAGCUCCUCCUCAUCGGAUCAAUGAACUAUUCUUUUAGAGCAAGAUUUGGUCGGCCAGUUACUACUUGAUAUAGCUGAUGCUCUCCUAGUAGCUUCAAUUUUCGCCGUGCUGCUGCCCCCUUUGCAUUCGUUGUGGACAAAUUCAUUGAGAAAAAAGACAAGUGAGCAUACCAUAUACGAUUCCUUUAUUGGUUUCAGGUUGGAAUACAAGUGUUGGCAUUUUGAUG
Messenger RNA from Lolium rigidum, 1450 nucleotides. Its product is annotated as arogenate dehydratase 3-like. Gene Ontology annotation, cellular component: cytoplasm; chloroplast. Lineage: Eukaryota; Viridiplantae; Streptophyta; Magnoliopsida; Poales; Poaceae. The transcript has a single exon. Gene Ontology annotation, biological process: L-phenylalanine biosynthetic process. The coding region runs from base 1 to 1248 and encodes 415 amino acids. The record is from RefSeq and is a predicted model, not a curated record. Gene Ontology annotation, molecular function: arogenate dehydratase activity; prephenate dehydratase activity.